Messenger RNA from Xenia sp. Carnegie-2017, 4653 nucleotides. RefSeq names its product protein transport protein Sec16A-like. Gene Ontology annotation, biological process: autophagy; Golgi organization; COPII vesicle coat assembly. Lineage: Eukaryota; Metazoa; Cnidaria; Anthozoa; Malacalcyonacea; Xeniidae. The record is from RefSeq and is a predicted model, not a curated record. The coding region runs from base 282 to 4586 and encodes 1434 amino acids. Gene Ontology annotation, cellular component: ER to Golgi transport vesicle membrane; endoplasmic reticulum exit site. The transcript has 28 exons.
AAUCGAGGUGUGACCCACCACCAAAUCCCACCACAUUCUCACCUGUUGUCCUUAGUUCCGAGCAGCCUACAACAGAACGAAGCACGCUUCUAGCCAAAGAUAAUAGACCAAAUUCAUCAGCAUUCACCCCAAUACAUACAAACCUUCCCUUGCACCAUGCAGUACGAUCAAAUCUCGAAUCUCCAUUGCGUUCUCCCGUAGAAAAGGAGAAGAAAGAAGCUUUAAAUUCCCGUGCUGCUAUUCAGACGUCGUCUUUAUGGGAUAGUGAACCUCAACUGACCAUGCCCGGUUUGAUCGUACCAACUGUAGCUCAUGGGAAUCACUUUCAACCUGUUAAUCAAAAUCUAGCAAUGGCAGGAUACGGGGCUACGGUUCCCGUUGUUUCUGGCUACAGUCAAACGAACUAUAUGUUCCCUAUGCAAUCAAGUAAUUCCUUACCAAUCGCUACUAGUGUUCGCGGAAAUUUACCCAAUCCCGAGGGGGUAGGGCAACCAGAGCGGCCAGUUCCGCCACUCGACAAACCGACGUAUAAAAAUAUCUCACCACGAAAUUCUGAGGAAAGAACGAGUAAGAUUUCAAAAGAUACGGCUACAAAUAGUCCAGAAAACGCGAGCGAUCAGCGUUCUUCCAGUGAACUGGACCGUAAAUCACUGCCGUCACAAGGACUGUCAUCCCAGCAACAGCAUGCGAUGCAAGACAGACAGUUCUUGCAGCAGGAGAAGUUUUAUGGCCAACACAAUGUCGAACAAGGACAACAGAUUGUAUCCCCGCAAUUUUCACAGCAACGACAGUCUCUACUACCAUCACAACGUCAGCAACAAGAGUCACAAUCACCCCAUCAACAGCAACAACCUUUACAACAAAGACAAUCUGAACAACAAUGGCAACAAGAGUCACAAUUCCCACAUCCUCAACAGCAAGUACUCCUGCAAAAACAGCUUCAUCAACAACCAAAACAAAGACAACAGGGACGUCAAACGUCACAAGAAAAACAAUCUCAGCGGAAUUCGCCACAUCAGCGACUAGAGUCUCAGCAGAAGUUGCAUCAGGAAAAUCGACAUCACUUUAUGGAAGAAAAUUCGCAUCAGCCGCAACUACAACAGCAACAACAAGUACAACAACAACAACAACAGCUACAACAACAGCAACAGCUACAGCAACAACAACAGCUACAACAACAACAACAGCUACAACAACAACAACAGCUACAACAACAGCAACAACAACAGCUACAGCAGCAACAACAGCAACUACAGCAACAACAACAGCUAGAGUAUCAACAAUUUCUCGCUUAUCAACAAGCCUUGCAAAGACAAACGAGUGGACAAUAUGGGCAGUACCAACAAAUGAACAGCGGUCAAUUUGUUGGAGAUUAUGACUCUGAAGAAGAGUGCAAUCGAUAUUACGAUGACAGUAGAAAAUGGUUUUGGUCGUUCAAGAGAAAUAGGUGGAUUCGAGCCGAUAGGAACAAACGUGAUCCAAAUUAUCACAACGACGAUCGUUAUCAGCAAUCGAGACGAAGUCAAUAUGAUGAACGCGAAUAUAGGAGACGUGACGGAAGACAUUCUAGACAAGAUUACGAACAACUCCGUGGACAUCGUUUCGAUAAAUACUCUUCUCGCAGAGAUUCUUUCUCGAGUAAUUCGAGUGAAGACAGUCAAAGACUUGGUGGACGUUCUGGUCGAUCUUCUCGUUCUCAGUCUCCUACACAUUCUGUUUCCUCUCGUACCAGUUCCCGCGCUCGUAGAAGUAAACACGGACAUUCGAAACAACAAGAUUAUGACCGUGAUAGAUAUUACGGUGAAGACGUGAAUCGUCGCACUCGGCAGCCAUCCCGUAACUCAAGACAACUUAGUUCGGACAAUGGCACCUCUUCAUCGUCACCAAACUCUUUAAGUGACAACAUCAAAUGGAACGAUAAGCCAAGUCAACAAUCUGUUGAUCGGGUUGCUGCAGAUUACCAUGUGGAAAAAGCUUCGACGCCAGAGCGCCUGACACCAAAACAACAUAGCGCCCCUCAUAUUUUGGGAAAAUUUUGCGGUAUAUCACGAAUGAUCUAUGCCCCACCAAGGCGUAUUCUUGAUGGUGAAAUUAGCGAAAUAUAUCUUACAGAUGUUGUGUGUGAUGCUCGAAACAAUCAUGCUCACACUUUUCCUGGACCUCUUUCCAGAUCAAAAACUCACAAGAGUGACGUUGUAAAGUUUGCAAGGCAUCAGGCGUUGAUCGCUUUUAACAACUUGAAGAGAUCGUUUGAAGAGCGCGAAGGCAGCUACAUAUUGUGGCAAGUUUUGGCUGUUAUGGUGCAGCAAAAUGGGGUUUACCUAAACACAGACAUUGCAGAAGUACUGACGUCAGAUCUUCCAGGUGUGCACCCUGAGCAAGAGUCUAGUCCCAAGUUUCCUCAAGAACAGUCGUCUGGCUCUGAAGCUCGAUUUAGGGAGCUUCUGUUAUGCGGCAAAUCUCGAGAAGCGUUGGAGUUUGCUGUAAACUACAAAAUGUGGGGACACGCAUUCACACUCUCCUAUAAAAUGGACAGGAAUCUUUUUCUUAAUAUCAUGAAGAGGUUCACAUCAACUUUACGCGAAGACGACUCCUUGUUGUGUUUAUAUCAACAUCUUUCGCAAGAACGACCUUCCAUCAUUGAGAAAAAGUUCAAACGUUGGCGAAAUCAUUUAGCAGUUAUGAUUGCAAAUCCAACCAAAUCGCCGGAGCAAGAUCAGAAAAAUAUACAAGCUCUAGGAAAGAAAUUGGAGUCACGUGGCUUGUUUGAAGCAGCUCAUCUUUGUUUUCUAUUGGCUGGAAAUACUGUUAGUGAUGCAAAUGGAACAACUUUACUUGGCUAUUCAGCAUACGGUGUUCGACAUGAAUUCAUUGAUGUUCUGGCUCUUCAACGCUCUGAGAUAUACGAGUAUGCAAUGAGUUUGAAGGACGAGAACUUCAUCGUUAAAGACCUACAGCCUUGGAAAAUAAUGCACGCUCAUUCUGUUGCUGAGGAAGGGAUGAUCAUCAAGGCAUUCCAUUAUUGUGAAUCAAUGAUUGACUUGAUGUUGAAUCAUCCUACAAUGUACACCAACAGCUCCAUCGUGAUGAUAUAUGCUCUGACCGUCCGUCUCACUCAAGACGACAAAGUUGCCCCUUUGUGGGAUACGAAUGAAAAGCUAAAUCAACUUCUCGCCCUGUCCAAGGGAUCCAAUGUGAACUGGCAGUCACCUACUCAACAGCAGCCAAUCGACGAAUCAAACAUUCGGACUGGAUCACAUGACUACACAACAGACAGUCAUACCUUUCCAACAUCUCAGUAUAAUAAUAACGCGGCUCUAGAUGAACCCGAGAGCCUGGACAAUACUAAUGUUAGCGACCAAAGUUAUAGUCAACCAUUUUACCAGGACAGCAACCAAGCCGCUACACAAAGUCAAUUUAACAUGACCGAUGGUCAAAAUGAGCCUUAUGGCACUAUCUAUAAUCAAGACCCUAUAACUCAGGAAGAAUUGAAUUCGUACGAAGGUGGAACUCAGUCUGAAGGAUAUUUGCUGGAUAAUUACUCGCUCGAAAAUAACUCUGCCGUACCAAAUCACGUGGGUUAUUACUCGGCUGGUGCCACUUUCAAUCCUGGACAAACGUAUGAUAUGAGUGGGUCGAAUAUUGAACUUACUGAAAGCAAUACCGUGUCCGCUUCAAACACCACUUUUGACUACUAUGAUGAAGCAAAUUUCAAGUCGAAUAAUGAGGGUAUCCCUGCGGAAAGCAAUAACAAAGAAGAUAUUCCAAACGUGGAAAGCAAAGAAUCCGAAAAGGAGGAAAAAGAGAAUGACAAAACGGACAAGAAAAGCAGUGGUUGGUCAAUUGGUGGGUUUUUCAAGAAGCUUAUACCAAAAGGUCAAAAUGAAAUAAAACUACCUGACGAUAAAAAGAAAACGAUUUAUUGGGAUGAAAAAGUAGGAAAAUGGAUUAACACUGAGGAAAGUGAAAAGGAGAAGGUCGACCUACCUCCGCCUCCGAUCGAUACUUCUUUGAUCAGCGGUGCUCCCUCAUUGCCUGUAAGCACAACAGCAGAACCGGCGUCGAGCUCAGUAUCGACUGUGAAUCAAUUCAACUCUCCCCAUGAUCUUUCUUCUCAAUCAAAUACAUCUUUACCCCAUGGCUACCCACCUUUAUUAAAUACUACUGCCUUUACUCCCGAUCAACCUGAGGUGUCCCUGGUAAACACACCAUUGACAACACCAAGUCGUUUCUCGCGUCGAGCACAAGGUGGAAAAGGAAGAAAAUCAAACUGGGUAGAUGUUUUGGGCGCAUCUGGUUCGACAACUAAAAUAGAUCAGGGAGCUUCGCCAAUGUUGUUUCAGCCUCUUUCUGCUGGAAGUCAAACGCAAAUGGGAACAAAUUCGGCCAGUCAAGGAGCAGAUGGAGCACAGCCAUCAAUCUUUAGUCCGAGCAAUUCUGUAAAUGGUAUGACAAAGCAACAAGGAAACAAUUCACAGGUUACGCAGCCAGCAUCUGCCGGUGUGCCCUUCUUUAAUCCUGCAAGCUUUAGUCAGUCGGCGUCGUCAUCUAAUCGAGGUCUAUCGUAUCCGCGUACGAACAAAUAAUUAUAUUUUAAAAUGCGAGAAAUUAUCGAUGAAGAAUUAUGAAUAAAUAAAAAUGCAAAUAACUGUA